AUGAAAGGCCUGGUGCUUAUGCUCCCGAUGAUAGAUGGCGCAAGUCCGUCUAUCAUCCAAAUUGUGACCCAAACAGACUGUGCGACCGGCUCUUUCUUUGUCAAGGGUGCAUUGGCCCAGCUAGAGCAGCUGCAGAGGACCCAGGAAGCUUUCGAGCGUGCCAAACGGGAGCUGCAAGACUGGCUGGCGAAGAUGGAGGCAGCACUCGAGGGAUGCAAGGAGACGCCGGGAGAGCGGAAAGCGCUGGAGGACCACCUCAAGCGACUUCAGGAGCUCCACAAGCAGAAGCCCCACGGCCAGGCCCUCCUCAACUCGGUGGCGGACAACGGGGAGGCCAUGUACCUGUCGCUGAGCGUGGAGAGCAGGGACCAGGUGCGCAUGGAGACGAGAGGCCUGCGGGACGCCUGGGACGCCGCCUGGGACAAGCACACCGCCCUCGUCAAGGGGCUCGAGUCCUCCCUCAUGGCCUGGAGCGGUUUUCAGGACAGCUGCGGCCGAGUGGCGUCAUGGUUGUCCGACAUGAACUCCGUCAUCGGAGCCGAGGUGGAGCUGCGGCCAAAUCUAGCCGAGAAGCAGCUACAGCUCCAAAACAUUAGGGCUCUCUCCCAAGACGUGACUUCUCAUCAGCCCGUUGUCUCCAAGCUGCAGAAGAAGAGUCAGGAGCUCAAAGAAACUAUGACAACGAGUCAGGUGGAUGCCCUGGUUGCUGACUACGAAGCCCUCUGCUCCAGGACUAAGAACAACAUUGCCCAGUGCGAGCAGCGCGUGAGCGAGCACGAGGCCUACCAGCAGAGCCUCGAGCGGUUCCUCGACUGGGUCAGCACUCUCAAGGUCACGGUGGACGGUCCCGUGGAACAGGGUGACAUGGAGGCCCUCAAGUCCAGGACGGCGUCUUUCUCGCUGCUGCUGGAGAGUGAGCAAGAGGCCCGUACCAAGCUGGAGCACCUGGAAGAGGCCCUGCAGAAGCGAGUGCUGCCAGGCACUUGUCCCUCGGGGCACGGCGCCCUGCAGGAGCAGCUCGCGGGAGCUCGAGCUCAGUGGGAGGCCCUGCUGGAGCAGUGUCGGAGCGGCCACGACCAGGCCUCCGAGUUGCUCGCCCGCUGGAGCCGGGCCACGGACACCCUGGACGAAAUGGAGCGCUGGCUGGCCGCCCAGAAGGCCCGCUCCCAGGACCUGCCCCUGCAGGCGUCGGCCGCGGCCAAACGCCGCCAGCACGAAGCUCUCAAGGCAGGUCUUGCUUAG
Ixodes scapularis (black-legged tick) is the source of this 1242-nucleotide messenger RNA. RefSeq names its product nesprin-1. Gene Ontology annotation, cellular component: nuclear outer membrane; cytoplasm; meiotic nuclear membrane microtubule tethering complex. The coding region runs from base 1 to 1242 and encodes 413 amino acids. Lineage: Eukaryota; Metazoa; Arthropoda; Arachnida; Ixodida; Ixodidae. The transcript is spliced from 6 exons. The record is from RefSeq and is a predicted model, not a curated record. Gene Ontology annotation, biological process: nuclear migration. Gene Ontology annotation, molecular function: actin filament binding.